Messenger RNA from Hordeum vulgare subsp. vulgare (domesticated barley), 1641 nucleotides. RefSeq names its product anthocyanin regulatory R-S protein-like. The transcript has 8 exons. NCBI's taxonomy places the organism in Eukaryota, Viridiplantae, Streptophyta, Magnoliopsida, Poales, Poaceae. The record is from RefSeq and is a predicted model, not a curated record. The coding region runs from base 17 to 1585 and encodes 522 amino acids.
AGCAGUGUUGUAAUCUAUGGCGCUAUCAGCUCCUCCCAGUCAGGAACAGCCGUCGGGGAAGAAAUUCGGCUAUCAUCUCGCUGCUGCUGUGAGGAGCAUCAACUGGACUUAUGGCAUAUUUUGGUCCAUUUCCGCCAGCCCGCGCCCAGGCCACUCCUCAGUUCUGACGUGGAAGGAUGGGUUCUACAACGGCGAGAUCAAGACAAGAAAGAUUACCGGCUCGACCACUCCGGAGUUUACCCCGGACGAGCGCGUCAUGCACAGAAGCAAGCAACUGAGACAGCUCUACGAAUCGCUCUUGCCCGGCAACUCCGACCAACGGGCAAGGCGAUGCGCCGCAUCACUGUCACCGGAGGAUCUCGGGGACGGCGAGUGGUAUUACACCAUAAGCAUGACUUACAAGUUCCACCUUAAUCAAGGGUUGCCAGGCAAAAGCUUUGCGAGCAAUCAAUAUGUUUGGUUGUGCAACGCUCAGAACGCAAGCACAAGAACUUUUCCGCGCGCACUCUUAGCAAAGACUGCCUCUAUUCAGACAAUCGUCUGCAUCCCCUUCAUGGGCGGCGUUCUUGAGCUCGGAACGUUGGACCAGGUUUUGGAGGACUCCAGCAUGGUGAAGCGGAUCAGCACGUCUUUCUGGGAGCUGCACUUGCCGGCAUCCUUGGAGUCGAAGGAUCGGAGCUCCAGCACACAAGCAAAAGAAACCAGGGAGGCCACCGACAUCAUCUUGUUCGAGGACUUCGACCACAGCGACACAGUUGACGGGAUGAUCUCUGAGCAAAGGGAGGUCCAGUGCCCGUCCAACGUCAAUCUCGAACGCCUCACAACGCAGAUGGACGAGUUCCACAGCCUUCUUGGGGGACUGGACGUGCACCCUGUCGAAGAAAGAUGGAUCAUUGACGAGCCCUGUGAGUUUAUGUCUUCCCCGGAAGUGGCGCCGGCUAUGAAUAUGCCGAGCACCACCGAUGUCGUCGUCACUUCAAGUAGGUCCGAAGGCUCUCGUCCAUCCUGCUUCACAGCGUGGAAGGGAUCAUGCGAGUCGAAACACGUGGUUGGCCAGGUCGUUGGGGAGUCACAGAAGUUGCUGAAUAAAGUUGUGACUGGUGGUGCAUGGGCGAGCAAUUAUGGCGGUGGAACCAUGGAGGACAAAGCAUCCAUCCUCACAGAAACGAUAGGCUAUCUCAGAGAACUGAAGCAAAGGGUAGAUCAGCCAGAAUCUAGCCGGUCACCGUCUGACCCAAAAGAACUCACAGGACGGAGCCGAAGCCAUGUCGUCGGCGCUAGGAAGAAGAUAGUCUCAGCCGGAUCCAAGAGGAAGUCGCCAGGGUUGGAGAGCCCGAGCAAUGUCGUGAACGUGACGGUGCUGGACAAGGUGGUGCUGUUGGAGGUAAAGUGCCCGUGGAAGGAGCUGCUGAUGACACAAGUAUUUGACGCUAUCAAGAGCCUCUAUCUGGAUGUUGUCUCCGUGCACGCAUCCACAUCGGGUGGCCGUCUUGACCUCAAGAUACGGGCUAAUCAGCAGCUUGCGGCUGGUGCUGCUAUCGUGGCACCUGGGGUAAUCACUGAAGCGCUUCAGAGAGCUCUAUAGACAAGCUCUUAAUAUUGAAGGCACCUUCAAGCGAGUGGGGCGUUUUGGAGGACGAG